GCUCCUGACUUCCGGUUUUAUGCUCGACUGUCGACUGCAAAGGGAUGAGGUCCUCGAAAAACAACAUAAUAACCCAAUGAAAUCGGAAUAAAAGAUCACUCAAAAUGAGCUGGAUUCCUUUCAAGAUUGGACAACCAAAGAAGCAGAUUGUCUCUAAAACUGUUGAAAGAGACUUUGAGCGAGAAUAUGACAAGCUCCAAAAGCUGGAGGAUCAGACGAAAAAGCUUCACAAAGACAUGAAGAAAAGUACCGAGGCUGAUUUAGCUAUGUCCAAAGCAGCGGUGAAGAUCUCUGCAGACCUGCUGAGUAACCCUCUUUGUGAACAGGACCAGGCCUUCCUGGAUUCCAUGACUGCCUUGGAUACAGCCAUGAGAAGGAUGGAUGCCUUCAACCAGGAGAAGGUCAACCAGAUCCAGAAGACAGUUAUCGACCCUCUGAAAAAGUAUGGUGGCGUCUUCCCCAGCCUCAACAUGGCAGUGAAGCGCCGCGAACAGGCGCUGCAGGACUACAAACGACUGCAAUCUAAAGUGGAAAAGUAUGAAGAGAAAGAAAAAACUGGGCCCGCCAUGGUCAAACUACAUCAGGCCAGAGAGGAGCUGCGACCAGUCAAGGAAGACUUUGAGGCCAAGAACAAGCAGCUGCUGGACGAGAUGCCCAAGUUCUACCACAGUCGCAUCGACUACUUCCAGCCCAGUUUUGAGGCUCUUAUCAGGGCCCAGGUUGUCUAUUUCACUGAAAUGUACAACAUCUUUAGCGACCUCACAGACCAGAUCGACCAGGCAGGGUUGACUGAUGAGCAGAGGGAGAGGGAGACCGAGGCCAAGCUCAGCGAGUUGCGUGCUUUGUCCAUUGUCGCUGACGACUGAGAGAGGCGAGCAGAAACACUGAGAAGGGCUCCUUUCAUGCCUCUCUAAAUGGAUUGCACUCUUUUCAGGCUCCUUCGCGCAGCUCAAAGAGACAGCAGAAGCCUUAACCUGAUUAUUAGUUUGUUUCCUUUAUGGCCUCAUCACCCCUCAUUCCUCUUGCACUAUAUUCUCAUGUCUCAUUCCCUCUACAAAAAAACUCUCUGAGCAGCUGAAAUGCCACAUUAACUAAGCCAUCAGCCAAGUGCAACAUUAUAAGCCAAUAUGUUGUUGUUUUUUUCAGUAAGGACUCAAACAAUUCUCGUCAGAACUAAUUAACAAGGUUACACUUCUUGGUUUCAGAGAUGUCUAUAGACAAUUGUUUCCAAAGUAGGAAAUGAGCUCGGAAGUGUUUUUAUUGGUCUCAUCUGCUAUGUCACCCACAAUCUGUGAAAUACACUUUUUAUUACCCAACUCUGAAAUUACAAACACUACAGACUGAAUGUUACUUAAUGUACUGCAGGUUAUCAGCAAGAAAAUGUUUUUCUGGGUUUUUUUGGGCCUCAGCUGGUUAUCUCAGUAUUUAGCUCAGUGCCAUGUUGUGAGGGCUUUUCACUGGGGUGUACAGGAUGGUGUUGUUAGCAUCACCCUUGCAUUUUGUGCCUACAUUUUCCUGACUGUGGAUGUGAAAACAUGCUUGUGUUAAGUGGGAUGGUGAAGCCGCGUCUGAAGGUCGAUCACUGAGGCUGCGGAGAGAAGAACUUGCCGUUUACUGAAGAAUAACUGUCCAAAACAAAGGCUGGUGCUCCCUCUGGUGGAAAACAACAAUCAUGACACACUAUUUCCUUUUGUUCAGCCAGCUAUCAAUUGUGCAAUUGUUGUGCUUCAGUUUGUCUGUUUGCAAGAAUUGAAAUCAUUGAUUUCUAGGUUGCACCAACACCUACACAAGGAAAUGACAACUGCUUUUCUUAACUUAACAAUAAGACAAAAACAAUAGGAAACAUGUUGUUGAAAUGGCAGAGGAAACUGUAGAAGCAAAUAUUUUGUUCAUAUGGUCAGACUGUUAACCAGAGGUGCAUGAAAUGCAAGUAAUAUUUUUUUUUAAAAACAACCUACAGAGAGUCCCGUCUUUGUAACAUCUGCACCAGGGACCAAAUCAAGCUGCCCUUCCAUCCCUUUGAUUAUGAGCUAAGUCAGGUACAGCCUCAGUACGAUGAACAUGCUCUGGUCAAUGGGACUAAAAUAAUGAUUGUUCACAGAUCAUGUCAGUAGAUUUCUUUGGAUUUGUCAUACCAUAAUUGAUGUUUUCAUUUUAAGUUAUCAAAGGAAAGUUUCAAGCGAUGGUCUUUGUGUUCUGUAACUUAACUGUCUAAGUGAAGGUGUUUUUCUAAAUAAUGAAGUUUAAAGAUAAGAUAGUGGAUAUUUUUUAUUAACAUUACAUUUAGUUUGUGUUAGGGUUUUGGAUGUAUUAAUAUUACAAUCUGUUAAACUGUCAUGUCAGCACGCAAUCAAAAGUGAAAUAAAAUGAUUUAAUGAAA
This is a messenger RNA of Labrus bergylta (ballan wrasse), 2380 nucleotides long. It is a transcript of the gene bin3, whose product is annotated as bridging integrator 3. The record is from RefSeq and is a predicted model, not a curated record. Gene Ontology annotation, biological process: endocytosis; actin cortical patch localization; plasma membrane tubulation. Gene Ontology annotation, cellular component: actin cortical patch; cytoplasm. Gene Ontology annotation, molecular function: protein binding; lipid binding. Lineage: Eukaryota; Metazoa; Chordata; Actinopteri; Labriformes; Labridae.